This is a messenger RNA of Carlito syrichta (Philippine tarsier), 1720 nucleotides long. RefSeq names its product NIMA related kinase 3 (gene NEK3). The coding region runs from base 110 to 1618 and encodes 502 amino acids. Gene Ontology annotation, biological process: protein phosphorylation. Gene Ontology annotation, molecular function: protein kinase activity; ATP binding. The record is from RefSeq and is a predicted model, not a curated record. NCBI's taxonomy places the organism in Eukaryota, Metazoa, Chordata, Mammalia, Primates, Tarsiidae. The transcript is spliced from 16 exons.
UUAGCCCGUGUCUUACCGGCAACCCCACUUCUGGGUGUUUGCAAAUCAGUUUAUUUGGGAGAGCCCGUGGUGACCGCAUGAGUGGAGCCCAGCUGUGUGGGUGCCCAGCAUGGAUGACUACGCAGUCCUGAGAGUGAUCGGAGAGGGCUCCUUUGGCAGAGUGCUGUUGGUUCAGCAGGAAUGCAGUAAUUGGAUGUUUGCCAUGAAAGAAAUAAGGCUUCCCAAGUCUUUCUCUGAUACACAGAAUUCUAGGAAGGAGGCUGUUCUGUUAGCCAAAAUGAAACAUCCUAAUAUUGUUGCCUUUAAAGAGUCAUUUGAAGAGGAAGGACAUCUGUAUAUUGUGAUGGAAUAUUGUGAUGGAGGAGAUCUAAUGCAGAAGAUUAAACAACAAAAAGGGAAGUUAUUUCCUGAAGAUAUGAUACUUAAUUGGUUUACACAAGUGUGCCUUGGAGUAAAUCACAUUCACAGGAAACGUGUGCUACACAGAGAUAUCAAGUCCAAGAAUAUCUUCCUCACCCAAAAUGGAAACGUAAAAUUGGGAGACUUUGGAUCCGCCCGUCUUCUCUCCAAUCCGAUGGCGUUUGCUUGCACAUAUGUGGGAACACCUUACUAUGUGCCUCCAGAAAUUUGGGAAAACCUGCCUUAUAACAAUAAAAGUGACAUCUGGUCCUUGGGAUGCAUUCUGUAUGAACUCUGCACUCUUAAGCAUCCGUUUCAAGCAAAUAGUUGGAAAAAUCUUAUCCUCAAAAUAUGUCAAGGGUCCAUCAGCCCACUGCCGUCUCAUUACUCCUACGAGCUUCAGUAUCUUAUCAAGCAGAUGUUUAAAAGGAAUCCUUCACACCGCCCCUCCGCCACAACACUGCUCUCUCGAGGCCGGGUCGCUCAGCUUGUCCAAAAGUGCUUAUCCCCCAAGAUUAUCACAGAGUAUGGUGAACAGGUAUUAGAAGAAACCAAAAAAUCUAAGCAUAAUACAACAAGCAAAAAGGCAGAUCCCAGCAGGAUCAAGAUAACUUUGGGAAAUGAAGCAAACAUGGUGCCAGUGGAAGAACAAGGUAGAAAAUAUAGCCAUAGUGAUUUAGAAAGCAGUGUUAAAAAUGCAUUGGGAAGAGUUAACCGAGAAGAAAAAGGUAAUAAAUCAGUCCAUCUGAGAAAAGCCAGUUCACCAAGUCCUCACAGGCGACAGUGGGAGAAAAAUGUAUCCAACACAACUCUUAGAGCUUUGGAGAAUGCAUCUGUACUCACCUCCAGUUUAACGGCAGAGGCUGAUAAAGGAGGCUCUGUAAUAAAGUACAGUGACAGUUCUACUCGUAAGCAAUGGCUCAGGGAAACCCCAGACACCCUGUUGAACAUCCUUAAGAAUGCUGAUCUCAGCUUGGCAUUCCAAACAUACACAAUAUACAGACCAGGCUCAGAAGGAUUCUUGAAAGGCCCCCUGUGUGAAGAAACAGAAGCAUCAGACAAUGUCGAUGGAGGUCACGAUUCUGUCAUUUUGGACCCAGAGCGACUCGAGCCUGAGCUGGACGAGGAUGACACGGACUUCGAGGAAGACGACGACAGCCCCGAUUGGGUGUCAGAACUGAAGAAGCGAGCUGGGUGGCAAGGCAUGUCCGAUGGAUAAUGCCUGGGGAAAUGUUCCCAGAGGCACACUGAGGACAUGCUUCGAAUCAGGAAUUCGUGUUGGAGUAACUAUUCAUGGGAUGUAUAUUUUUCUUUGGAAACA